Molecule: messenger RNA, 775 nt
Organism: Scylla paramamosain (green mud crab)
Lineage: Eukaryota; Metazoa; Arthropoda; Malacostraca; Decapoda; Portunidae
Gene: Pfdn1
Product: prefoldin subunit 1-like
Exons: 3
Coding region: 125-505 (126 amino acids)
Biological process (GO): protein folding
Cellular component (GO): cytoplasm; prefoldin complex
Molecular function (GO): protein folding chaperone
Source: RefSeq, a predicted model, not a curated record
UGCUGGUGACAGUCUUGAGGGCGAGUUAGUGGUGGCAACAGUGAGUGGCUGGAGCAAGGCAAGGUGUGGACCGCGCCUGUGUGUUGUCUGUUCCAUCUCGUCCCCUCUCUUAAAUCCAAGCAAGAUGUCUAAGGGGGAACCAGAUCAGGAGCUGAAAAAGGCUUUCAUGGAGUUGCAAGGAAAAAUGCAGGAGACUAACCAGAAGCUGCGAAUUGCUGACGUACAAGUGGAGAGCUUGAAGAAGCAGAUUGUUCAUGCCCAACUGACGGACAAGGAGAUUCAGAGCUUGGGCGACACCACCAGAGUUUAUGAGAGUGUAGGCCGCAUGUUCCUCCUCACGGACAUACCAAUGGUGCGAGAAAACCUGAAGGCCAAGGUUGCUAAGUGCAAUGAGAAGAUCACCAACCUACAGAGCAACAAAGAGUACCUGGAGCGCAGCAUGCAGGAGAGUCAGGACAACUUGAGAGAGAUGAUUAAGCUGAAGCAGUCUGUUGGGGUUGUCUAAGGUCCCCCCCUAUAUUAGUUUUGUUUUUGUUAUCCAAUUCUAUGUUAAGGCCAGCACCUCAUCAUGAUCUGCAGUCUGUAUUUAUGAAUCUUACCAUCCAUUUUAAAUGAGUUCAUGAGUUAAGUGUAUUACAUGUUAUUCAACAUCUUUACUGCUACUGACACUUCAGGCACAGUUCCGUUUCAACCUGACUGCUUCCAACACUUCAGCUCGCAUCUGUAACAUACCUAUUGUUUAUUCUUAUACAAUAAAUUUUGGCUUUGGAAAUUA